AUGAAAUACGUCCGACAGCACGCUCACAAGUUUACAUGCGGUCGCGUUUCCGGCUACAAAGCCGCCUACACGCUGCCCGUGUUUGUGACGGUAGUGAUCAUUUCGCUGUGGAUCAAUACAUGCCACUUGCAAUGCCUUGGACUUGCACACGUCGUGCUGCUGACGAAAUUGGUAUUUCUGUUGGCCGUGCACGAAUUGCUUCGACCCUUUUGUCUCUCGUUCAGGGACGUCUGUAUCUUGACAGCUCAUGUUGGUUCAGCAGCUAAUGUAGCCAUACUGCAGUUCGUCAGACGAGGGUUGCACCCAAAGUUCUUAGAGUGGACAAUCUGGUAUGAAUGGUUCCAGGCCAUCGCAUUUGCUGCUGGUCAACGGAACGGUGGCCACAUUCUAAAGAUGCCCAAUGCGCUAGCAUUCCGACGCAAUUUCGAACUCAUUGGACGGUUGAUGGGGGCGUGGGCAUGCUUACGUCAUGGCAACGAACUUGAGAGCUUCCGUUACAACGGACUUGAGCAUCUGUGGUUACGUUCUAGAUCCAACAACAAGAAGACAACAAACAACAAGAGACGGAUCGUGAUGCUGUACUACCACGGUGGGGGUUACGCUUUAUUUAGUCCACGCUUCUACGUCGAGUUUGCCAAUCGUUUGCUUACUCAGGUCCAGAGCCAACUUCGAGCUGUUUGUCAAGAGUCUGAUUCUUCCAUGGACGUACAGAUCUUGCUGGCGAACUAUCGAAAGCUGCCUGAGGUCUCACCUCGAAACAUCAUUAUUGCUGGUGACAGCGCUGGUGGUGGUUUGGUGCUUGCUACACUACUGAGACUACGUCGAACAGGACGCGAGAUGCCUCUUGCAGCAUUGUGCAGUUGUCCAUACGCAGACUUGUCGUCCGACGUAGUCGUGUCAGAGUAUUGCUACAUUUCCAAGUCUAUGUUGGAUGCUAUCCGAGACUUGUGUGUCCAGACAACUCCGAGGUCUUCGUGGUGUGAAGGUGCCAUGUUGCAGACAGAUUUACGUGGACUACCUCCGCUGUUCAUCCAGACAGCAGAGUUCGACAUUUUACACAAACAAUCACUCCAACUUGCCAAGAACGCCCAAUCUGGUGGUGUGCACGUGGAAUUGGACGUUCAUGAGCACAUGCCUCACGUCUUCACUCUCUUCCCUCACUUCAUCAUGCCACAGUCGUCGGUGGGUAUUGAAAGACUCGCUGCUUUUGUCUUACGGCAGGUAACAGCUUAUCAAGUACCUGUCCAACUACCGAUGGCAGCUCCAGCAUUCUGA
Peronospora belbahrii is the source of this 1275-nucleotide messenger RNA. Lineage: Eukaryota; Oomycota; Peronosporomycetes; Peronosporales; Peronosporaceae. The record is from the annotation of a GenBank genome assembly.